CCCGGGGCUAGUAGGCGCAUGAGCAGAGCCUGGCGCGGAGGGGGCGGGGCCGUUCCGUAGUGGGGGCGGUAACCUGCUACCUGAGCAGGCGCACAGAGCACCUGCCGCCGAAAUGAAGGUGCUUAUAGGCGGCGGAACGGGCUUCAUCGGGAGGGCCCUGACUCACCUGCUGCGCUCCCGAGGACACGAGGUGACCCUAGUCUCCCGCCAGCCCGGGGCCGAUCGCAUCACCUGGAAGGAACUUACCCACUCUGGGUUGCCCCCCUGUGAAGCUGUGGUCAACUUGGCUGGGGAGAACGUCCUCAACCCCUUCCGAAGGUGGAAUGAGGCCUACCGGAAGGACCUGCUCAGCAGCCGUAUAGACACUACCCACAUAUUGGCUACAGCUAUUUCCAAGGCCACCCCUCCUCCUCGGGCCUGGGUCUUGGUCACAGGCAUAGCCUAUUACCAGCCCAGCCUGACUGCAGAGUAUGAUGAGGACAGCCCAGGGGGUGAUUUUGACUUCUUCUCAAACCUGGUGUCCAAAUGGGAAGCAGCUGCCAAGCUCCCUGGGGAGGCCACACGCCAGGUGGUGAUUCGCUCUGGUGCUGUGCUGGGCCGUGGGGGCGGUGCCAUCAGCCACAUGCUGCUGCCCUUCCGCCUAGGCCUUGGUGGGCCUAUUGGUUCAGGCCGACAGUUCUUUCCUUGGAUCCAUAUUGAGGACAUGUCAGGGAUCCUGCUCCAUGCCAUGGAGAAGAGUCACGUCAAUGGGAUCCUGAAUGGGGUUUCUCCAGCCUCUUCUACCACCAAUGCUGAAUUUGCCAAGGCCUUGGGUGCUGCCCUGGGCCGCCCUGCUUUCCUUCCUCUGCCCAGCCCUGCUGUCCAAGCAAUCUUUGGACGAGAACGGGCUGUCAUGCUGCUGGAGGGCCAGAAGGUGAUACCUCGAAGGACUCUGGCCAGUGGCUAUCAAUAUAUCUUUCCAGAGCUGGGGGCUGCCCUGAAGCAAGCUGUGUCUUAAAGGAGCUUAAUGGUCUUAUUCUGUGAUAGAGGCCAUCUUGUCCAUAUCUUGAUCCUGUGUAUGUAACCAGUUCCUUAUGCAUUUUACUGAGACUCUCAGACUCUGUGUGUGUAUGUAUAUGUGUACACACACAUACAUAUUUACAGUAUAUUUAUAAUAAAAUAGCACCAGUGACUUCAUUUUGCACCCCUAUCCACCAUUUUAUGAAGUUAAAUUUUAACUUCUUGCAAGUCACCUGAUUUUGGAGGUCACAAGAUUUCCCCUCCCAACAGUCACCCAACUUAAGGAAUGUCACAAAACUACCCCUCCUCUCCCUCUCACCUCCGUGUCUCCCAAUCCUCUCCACCAGUAAGAAACUAGGCAUCUCAAUCCUCAUAAUCCCGUUCUUGUUUUUCACUCCCUCCAAACUGUUUAUCAGCUGUGGAGAAAUGGUCAUUGUCCUUGACUACCAAGAGCCUUGGACCUGAUUUGUUUCUGCAGCUGUAUGUCCUGCUAAAUAAAUCAUUUGUUUGAAUGAA
This is a messenger RNA of Dromiciops gliroides (monito del monte), 1515 nucleotides long. It is a transcript of the gene SDR39U1, whose product is annotated as short chain dehydrogenase/reductase family 39U member 1. The coding region runs from base 113 to 997 and encodes 294 amino acids. The transcript is spliced from 6 exons. The record is from RefSeq and is a predicted model, not a curated record. Lineage: Eukaryota; Metazoa; Chordata; Mammalia; Microbiotheria; Microbiotheriidae.